This is a messenger RNA of Didymodactylos carnosus, 912 nucleotides long. The record is from the annotation of a GenBank genome assembly. NCBI's taxonomy places the organism in Eukaryota, Metazoa, Rotifera, Eurotatoria, Philodinida, Philodinidae.
AUGGUUGGAGUAAAUAUUUUUAAUUCUCAAUCAAAAGAGAAUGAUCCGUCAAAUGAUAAAAAAAAAUUGGUCGAUGGUGAUGCGGUUGUUGACGUUGUGGAAAUAAAGGACGGUUUAGAAGAUUCAACAGUACUCGCAGCUGGUGUUCGUCAACGUAAAAAACAAGCAUCAGGUUUAUUAAUUUGUGUUUCAGUUGUUUUAUUGCUUAUUUGUAUCACAGUUGGUGGCUGGUUACUUUAUGAUUUUUUUAAUCGUACACCACGUAGCUGGCAUCGUACAUGUAAAUAUCGUUUAAAACCAACUCAGGUCGAUGAUGGUGAAAUACUUUUUGAUCAUGGUGGUCUUGUAGCAUUUGAUGAUGGAAAUAACCAUUUAUUACCACCUGUUCUUAAAGACAAUAAUGAUGUACCUAAUCCAAUCAUUAAAGAUAAUCGAAAAGAAUUUCAGCAAGAUAUUAACGUGGAUGUAAAUAAUAAUUUGGCAACAAUUGAUGUACCACCACAACUCGAUAUUUCAAAUCGUAUACGAGUUGUGCACGACUUUGAACAUAAUAUAACAGCUAUACACGAUUUUACUCUUGAACAAUGUUUUAUAACACCAUUAGAUCGUGAACGUAUACCAAAUCCAGCUAAUCUUAUUGAUACAUUUUUAAUGAUGAUGUCUGGCAAUUUCUUACCAGAUAAUGAAUUAAUUCGUAAAACAAUGAAGGUUCAAAUGCCAGCGUUAACUGAUAAACAAUUACUCGAAGUUUAUGGUCCAGUGGUUGCUGAGGAAUGCAAUGGAAUUAAAGCAUAUCGUCUUGUUAAAAAAACAGCUGAAGAAGAGAAAAUUGCUCGCCAACGUCGUGAAGCUAGACGAAGUCCAUAUGUCUAUUCGGUCGGACGAACAGCAUUUGCCGUCGAUGUUGAUUAA